AUGAUCAAGAUCUGGAGCAUGAAGAAGGAGGAGGAGUCGGCAAAGAAGAAGAAGCCCAAGACCUCGCCCGCACAGCUUCGCGUCCAGAAGGACCUGACCGAGCUGGAGCUGCCAAAGACCAUGAAGACGGACUUCCCAGAUCCAGCAGACGUGCUCAACUUUACCCUCACCAUUGAGCCCGACGAGGGAAUGUACAAGGCCGGCUCGUUCAAGUUUACCUUUGCCAUCAACAACAACUACCCGCACGACCCGCCCAAGGUCAAGUGCACGCAAAAGAUCUACCACCCGAACGUCGACUUGGAAGGCAAUGUGUGCCUCAACAUCCUGCGCGAAGACUGGAAGCCCGUGCUCAACCUCAACUCGGUCAUGGUCGGUCUGCAGUACCUCUUCCUCGAACCUAACGCCGACGAUCCACUCAACAAAGAGGCGGCCGAGGACCUGCGCAAGGAUCGAUCGGUGUUUGCCAGCAACGUCAAACGCAGCCUUGGCGGCGGAGCGAUCAAGGGAACCACAUAUGAUAAGGUUGUUGCCAAGUAG
Moesziomyces aphidis is the source of this 537-nucleotide messenger RNA. The record is from the annotation of a GenBank genome assembly. Lineage: Eukaryota; Fungi; Basidiomycota; Ustilaginomycetes; Ustilaginales; Ustilaginaceae.